AUGAAGUACCCAGUGAAAACUGAAAUGGACACUGCACAAACACACAAGCUUUACACAGUUGGGCCCUUGGCUGAAAAAGUAUUUCCAGAGGAAAGUGUCCCUAGAUUGUCCCCAGAUCUUGAAUCAAGAAAUCCGGACACUUCAUUAGUGGAGUCUAAAGUUGAGGAUUCACUGAACUUGGAACAAAGUUGCAACCAUGAAAACAGUGUUGUGGAAAUACUAUUACCACUUGACCUCAAAAUCCUAGAAGAAGGGUCAGAUAUUUUAGUAACAGUUGGAAAAGAAGAGCAUAAUGACCAAGAGAGCUGGGACACCAUGUUUGAUGAUGAUGGUGACUGCCUUGAUCCUCAUUUGUUGGAUGAGAUGAUUAAACAAGAGAAGAAAUCAAAGAAGUCCAUUCAAGAUCCUCAGUAUGAUUACUAUAAUUACACAGCGGAACCUGAUUUAGAGCUCAGAGAAGACGAGUUGUAACACAUUAUUGAAAUAUAUAAUUUUCCCACAGAAUUUAAAACUGAGGAUCUUCUACGGGCCUUUAACAGUUUCCACCAAAAGGGAUUUGAUGUCAAAUGGGUGGAUGAUACCCAUGCCCUGGGACAUUUUUGUAGCCCAAUUACAACUUGUGAUGCCUUAAAGUUGAAACAUCCAAUGUUGAAAGUCAGACCACUUUUCCAGGCAUCCUCAGCAUCAAAAAACAAAGCCAGGAGGUGCUCAGAUUAUCUCUUACCUGCUAAAGAACAUCCUCAGACAAGUGCAGCUCUUACUCGCAGGUUGGCAAUUGGAGCAUUAGGUGUUCGGAGUCCACAAACCAGGGAGGAGAGAGAGGCAGAAAAGAAAAAGCUUCAGCAAGCACGUGAACAAAAGCGGUUGGCAGCAAAGCAACACGAAGAUCCAUGGGAAGGGAAGUGA
Messenger RNA from Polypterus senegalus (gray bichir), 906 nucleotides. Its product is annotated as coiled-coil domain-containing protein R3HCC1L-like. Lineage: Eukaryota; Metazoa; Chordata; Cladistia; Polypteriformes; Polypteridae. The record is from RefSeq and is a predicted model, not a curated record. The transcript is spliced from 2 exons.